CUCGAGGACAGACCUACGAGUACGUCUCGUGCGAGGGUGCGGGCCGCACACGGUUCGCCGAACCUCUGCUACGCUUCGUGCUCGCGGAAGCAUCACAUUUUUUCUUCGUUCCUCGUUUUAACGCGCGCACGCAUGGUAAAAAUACAAGUGUGCUCGGCUCUGUAGAAAGAGGUGGAUUUUCUGAUCGCCUUUUCGAUUUCGUUUAUCUACCGUUUUCGUGAUCUAGCGUCGUGAUAUAAUAGUCGCGAUUAUAAUCGCACUCUGAAUCUGUGAAACAACAACAACAACAACAACGACGACGACGACGACGACGACGACGACGAGUUACCAAUCGGAGGAAUCGGUCGCGCGGCCGCGAAGCACCGCGCCUCGAGGUGGCGCGUUUUCAAAACGAGGAGUUUCGAAUCCCGAGAGAGAUCAAAAUCUGGAAGGAUGAUCCGUGACUAUCUGGUACUGCUCUCGUGGCUAUGCGCAGUGCAAGGAAAAAUAGGGUAUUUCUGGCACAUCACUGACAUCCACUAUGAUCCGAGGUAUUCCACCCAGGCAAACGCGAAUGCGUGCUGGAACACGAGGAACGGCGUGAACAGCGGCCGAAAAACCCCCGGAGAAUUCGGCGACUAUGCCUGCGAUUCGCCGUGGGCUCUGGUGGAAUCAGCGGCGUCGGCGAUGAUGUCUAAUCGCGGCGAAGGAAUCAAGUUCGUCCUCUGGACGGGUGACGCGCUGACGCGCACUACUGGCAUGAACGUCGAGCUUCGUCUGCAGUGUUUGCGGAAUUUGACCGAUCUGUUGUCUCGCACGUUCAAGGAACAAUUUGUGUUUCCGGCUCUCGGACACGACGACAUCGGGGUGAACUUCUCCCAGCUCGCCGAGAUCUGGCAACACUGGCUCCCGCAGGAGGCACUGGACACUUUUAAAACUGCGUCCUCCGGGAUGGUAACUAUCGGCCACAUCAAGCCGGAAAAAGAGUAG
This is a messenger RNA of Frieseomelitta varia, 969 nucleotides long. Its product is annotated as acid sphingomyelinase-like phosphodiesterase 3a. The record is from RefSeq and is a predicted model, not a curated record. Bases 433 to 969 code for a protein of 178 amino acids. The transcript is spliced from 6 exons. NCBI's taxonomy places the organism in Eukaryota, Metazoa, Arthropoda, Insecta, Hymenoptera, Apidae.